Molecule: messenger RNA, 704 nt
Organism: Bacillus rossius redtenbacheri
Lineage: Eukaryota; Metazoa; Arthropoda; Insecta; Phasmatodea; Bacillidae
Exons: 7
Coding region: 115-531 (138 amino acids)
Molecular function (GO): odorant binding
Source: RefSeq, a predicted model, not a curated record
GGCGAGAAACGCAGUCGCACAAACACCAGGUCGCAGUUCUGUCGAGCUCCAAGCUGCUGGCUCGUCACACCGAACUGAGAUUCUUUACUACAAUUUACUAACUGAAGCUACGGAAUGAAUUGUCAUCCAUUAGUUGCUGCUCUGUGCAUCGCUGUUAUUUCAACACUCAUUACUAUUACGGUUGCUGAUGACGCCCAAUUCGCAGCAUGCUCCGAAAUGUACAACAGUAACUUAACUGCCGAUCAGUUCAGAGCCAAUCACACACCGAUAAUCUUAAGCUUGGAUCCAAACAAUAACCAAUCAAACUGCGCUCUCAUCUGUUACGGCGCCGCUCUAGGUGUGAUCAAUAAUAACGGGAAAAUGGACUUGGAUGCGUUGGAUGAUUUUAACCAUCGUUAUAUUUCGCAACCAUUGUGCGUGCCUUACAAGCAGGAUGUAGAAUGUGCAGAUCGAGCAAACCAUCUGGAUACUUCCAACUGCGAUUUGAUGAAAAACUACAUCAAUUGUUUCCAGAAUUAUAGUUCGUGCUAGAAAUUAUGAUCUUCUACAAGAUUGACGACUAUAGCUUGCAGCAUAUGCUAUUUCUGAGUAAAAAAAUUCAGGUUAUGGGAUGUAAUCAUUAAUCAUAGCUAAAAUUUAUAAGGCUUUAAUUUAGAUUGUAUUUGUAUUUUAUGCACUACAAAUAAAUGCACAUUCAAGCAUAA